Tympanuchus pallidicinctus (lesser prairie-chicken) is the source of this 2514-nucleotide messenger RNA. RefSeq names its product transmembrane protein 161A (gene TMEM161A). Lineage: Eukaryota; Metazoa; Chordata; Aves; Galliformes; Phasianidae. The record is from RefSeq and is a predicted model, not a curated record.
AUGCACGCUGCACAGACCCUUCCCCUGCCGUCAGACAGCGCUGCCCUGGCAUUGCCCACUUUGUCCCCUCCGGUGUCACAGGGCAGCAAGGGGGUCAAAUGCAUCAAAUGCAUCAAACGGGAAACUCGUGCAGAAGGAGCCGCAGCUUUCAGAGCUGUGCGCACCUCUGCACUCCGAGCACAACAACCGCGGGGCUGCGCGGGCAUUGCAAAGCCUCCCUUCGUGCACACGUGCAGCACACAGGGCGCACGACGAUGCACACACACGCACACGCUCCGCAGGGCUGCACGCACGGAACGCAAACACGGCACGGAACCACAGCUCCCAGCAGGCAGCGCCCGCGGAACAGACCGCCAGCAGAGGGCCCGCCCCCCCCCCCCCGGGGACGCUGCCUUUCCAUUGGUCAAAGAGCUGCCAAUCGUCACGAGGACAGCGUCGGAUUGGCCAGCUGGGAGAAGGGAUGGAGGGUGGGCUUCCUGUGGCCGCCUUUGCGCUGACCCCAGCAUGGCGGUGAUGGGGGUGCAGGUGGUGGUGAGCCUGCUGGCAGCGAGCAUCAUGCAGAAGUUGGCCCCGCACUGCUCUUUCGCUCGCUGGCUGCUCUGCAAUGGCAGCCUGCACCGCUACAAGCACCCAUCAGAAGAGGAGCUCCGUGCCUUGGCAGGGAAGCAGCGCCCCAAGACCAAGCGGGACAGGAGGAUGAAUGGUGUGACAGAUGACAAGCCGCUCUCAGUGCCCCGUGACAUCGACCUGCACCUGGACACCUCCCCCAUCACCGCCGUGGAUGCUCUCGUGCUGCGCUAUUUCCUGGAGUACCAAUGGUUCGUGGACUUUGCCGUCUACGCCACUGCUGUGUACGUCUUCACCGAGGGCUACAGCUGCGUGGUGGAGCCACAGAGGGAGAUGAACCUCGGGGUGCUCUGGUGCCUGCUCACCGUCUUCUUCUCCAUAAAGGUCUUCUUCAUGGUGAUGCGCCAUUACUUCCGCUCAGAGGAGGGCGGCGAGCGCUCCGUCUGCCUCACCUUCGCCUUCUUCUUCGUCCUCCUGGCCAUGGUGGUCCUGGUGGUCCGCGAGGACUAUCUGGAGUUCGGCCUGGAGCCCGGGCUGGACAGUGUCAGCAGCAACCUGGAGAGCAUCCUGAAGCCACGGGGGUGGGACUGGACGCUGCCCCUCGCCAAGCUGGCCUUCAAGCUGGGGCUGGUGGCCCUCUGCUCCUUCCUCGGUGCCUGCCUGACCUUCCCGGGGCUGCGCCUGGCCCAGACGCAUCUCGAUGCCCUCCGGAUGGCAGCCGACAGACCUCUGGCCCAGGUUCUGCUCCAUGUGAGUUUCCUGGCUCCGGUACUGGUGGUGGUGAUGUGGAUCAGGCCCAUCUCACGGGACUUCCUGCUGCACGCGCCCAUGGGCAAACAGACGGUGCAGAUCCUGUCGGACUCAGCCUACAACACGGCGCGGCUCUGGGCCGUGGUGGGGCUGUGUGGGCUGCGCCUGGCGGCCACCCGUCCCCACCUGCAGGCUUACCUGUGCCUGGCCGAGCGCUGGGUGCAGCAGAUGCGGAAGGAAGCGGGACGCAUCGCCGCCGUGGAAAUCCAGCGCAAGAUCACGAGGAUUUACUGCUACGUGCCCGUGGUCAGCCUGCAGUACCUGGGGCCCAUCAUCCUCACCCUGCACUGCGCGCUGCUGCUCAAGACGUUGGGGCACCACUCGUGGGGGCUGUACCCGGAGUCCCCUUCCGUCCCCAUGGCGGUGGCCAUGACAGCUUCGCAUCCUGGUGGUGAGGAUGGAGAGGACGUGCGUGUGGCAGUGGAGCAGAUCACGGGCGUGCUGGGCGGCAUCCUCACCCCGCUCUUCUUCCGUGGACUCUUUGCCUUCCUCACCUGGUGGGUGGCCGCGUGCCAGGUCGUCACCAGCCUCUUCGGCCUCUACUUCCACCAGCACCUGGCCGUGUCCUGACUGGGGGAGCUGGGAGCCGUGCUCGUGUCCCAUGCCUGUGGGGUGUUUGUCUUCGUCACCUCACUCCCACCUCGGUUGGUUUCCCUGCUUCCAUGUGCCUUUGGGACAUGGGGACGCUCCUGCAGCCGGCUCUUGGCAGGAUGGGUUUUAUGCAUGGGGGUGCAGCAGUGCAUUGCCUCUCCCCUUCUGCCAGCCAUCACCGCUGUGCCUGUCCCCAUUGCUCCGGCCCCAUGCAGUGACAUUAGAGCCAGGUUCCCACAGUGGGGUUUGCUGCUGCCGGCUCCAAACCAUUGCCCAAAGCUCUGCUGCCAGCAGGGAUCCCAGCAGGGACUGUCACAGUGCGGUGGGUUUGGGGCAGCAGCCUCAUUUCCCGGAACAGACUUUGGGGUUUGCUCUGCGUAGUUUGCCUCCCCUGGCUGACUGUGUGUGUCUUUAUAGGGUCUCUGCUCCUCCCAGUGAGGUCAGAGCUCUUGGGGUGGUCCCCUCUGCUUGGUGUGAAAUCCUUCGGACCAGCAACUUUGGCUGUUGGCUGUUUUAGAAAUAAAUAACCCAGAGCUCGUUUGAUCA